GAGGGAGCGGAGCCAAUGGCUGGGAGGGGGCGGGGCUUGAGCCACACGGCGUUUGACAGUCCGAGCGGGGCCGCAGAGGAGCGGAGCAGCGCGAUGGGGCCGGGCCGGGGACUGGGACCGGGACCGGGACCGGGACUGGGACUGGGACUGGGACUGGGGCUGGGGGUCCUCGUCGGGGCGGCGAGCGCAUUCCACUCCCUGCGCUACUUCGAUGUUGCCAUGUCAGAGCCCAGCCCGGGGGUGCCCCAGUUUGUCAUUGUGGGGUACGUGGACGGGAACCUCAUUGUACGCUACGACAGUGAGACGGGGAAGAUGGUGCCCCGGGCAGACUGGAUGGCGGACAACCUGGACCAGCAGUACUGGGACACCCAGACCCAGAUAGGACAGAGCAAUCAGCAGAUUGACCGCAUUAGCCUGAACACACUGCGGGACCGCUACAACCAGAGCAGGGGGGCUCACACGCUGCAGCACAUGCACGGCUGUGACAUCCUGGAGGAUGGCAGCACCAGGGGGUAUUGGCAGUACGGCUACGACGGGAGGGAUUUCAUCGCCUUCGACUUGGACACGAUGACAUACACCGCGGCAGACACGGCGGCGCAAAUCACCAAGAGAAAGUGGGAGAAGGACGGGACUGUCGCUGAGCAGUGGAAGCACUACCUGAAGAACACCUGCAUCGAGUGGCUGAGGAAAUACGUGAGCUACGGGCAGGCCGUGCUGGAGAGGAAAGAGCCCCCCAUGGUCCGAGUGUCAGGGAAGGAGGCCCACGGGAUCCUGACCUUGUACUGCCGCACUUACGGCUUCUACCCGCGGCCCAUCACCGUCAGCUGGCUGAAGGAUGGCGAGGUGAGGGACCAGGAGACCGAGUGGGGCAGCAUCGCGCCCAACAGCGAUGGCACCUACUACACCUGGGCCUCCAUCGAGGCCCUUCCAGAGGAGAAGGACAAGUACCGGUGCCGCGUGGAGCACGCCAGCCUGCCCAAGCCCGGCCUCUUCAUGUGGGAGACGGAGUCCAAGCUGGUCACCAUCAUCCUGGCGGUGGCUGUUGCCAUCCUGCUUGUGAUCGCCAUCAUGGCCGGAUUCGCCUUCUGGAAGUACAAAUCAGGGAGGAAGAAGGAGGGUUAUGAUCUGGCGGAAGGUGAGUACCGGCAGCAGGUCCGGCUCCAGCCGCUGCCCAGUGCUGGGGCGGUCUUGUGGCUCAGGUUUCUGGCCGCUGCCAGCAUUUCCCGAUCCCCCAUCCUCCCUGUGCUGCCCCUCUUUAAAUCCCCGUAGCGGGGACGUAUGGAGGAGAUCGUGUCUCCUCUCUGGUGCUCACGGCUCCAUCCUGCUCUCCCAGUGGCUGCAGAGCGGCCGUGGCUCCCGGGCCGGCUCCUGGCACGUGCGCCGUGCCCGUAGCGAGGACGGGGCUGGCAGCUCACGGCUGUUUCUCUC
Molecule: messenger RNA, 1428 nt
Organism: Harpia harpyja (harpy eagle)
Lineage: Eukaryota; Metazoa; Chordata; Aves; Accipitriformes; Accipitridae
Product: class I histocompatibility antigen, F10 alpha chain-like
Exons: 6
Coding region: 16-1269 (417 amino acids)
Biological process (GO): immune response
Cellular component (GO): external side of plasma membrane
Source: RefSeq, a predicted model, not a curated record